This is a messenger RNA of Esox lucius (northern pike), 4208 nucleotides long. RefSeq names its product symplekin (gene sympk). Bases 146 to 3928 code for a protein of 1260 amino acids. Gene Ontology annotation, cellular component: mRNA cleavage and polyadenylation specificity factor complex. NCBI's taxonomy places the organism in Eukaryota, Metazoa, Chordata, Actinopteri, Esociformes, Esocidae. The record is from RefSeq and is a predicted model, not a curated record. The transcript has 27 exons.
GUUGCUCACAAGACGCAGAUUUUUAGUAGUACCUAGUUAAUUCUGCCAAACAUGGCGGUGUCUGAGCGCGAUUAACCGCUCAUUACUUUGUAACAUCAGAUAGUUUCUUUUUAUUUGCAUUAAAGGCUCUAAUAAGAUUUUGAAGAUGACCUCAAAUAAUGGAGAAAGUGUUGGAGCAAGGACUUGUGUUGCAUCUCAGUUUUUCAAAGAUGAUAAAGCAAUUGAUAUGACCACCAGCGAAAAGGUUGUCGAUCUCCUGAACCAAGCCGCUCUUAUUGCUACAGACAGCAAACUCACAGUUCUCAAACAGGUCCAGGAGCUUAUCAUCAACAAGGACCCCUCUUUACUUGACAAUUUCUUAGAUGAGAUCAUAGCCUUUCAGACUGAUAAAUCAAUGGAAGUAAGAAAGUUUGUCAUCGGUUUCAUUGAGGAAGCAUGUAAGAGAGACAACGAGCUCUUGCUACGACUGAUUGCCAACCUUAACAUGCUGCUGAAGGAUGAAAGUGUCAAUGUAGUGAAGAAGGCCAUUCUCACAUUCACUCAGCUCUACAAAGUUGCAUUGCAGUGGUUUGUGCGUUCUAAGGUUAUGUCAGAAAUGCAGGAAGCAUGCUGGGACAUGGUGACUCAGAUGAAGGAGGACAUUCUGGCCAUGCUGGACAUUGACAACGAUGGAGUCCGCACUCAUGCUAUAAAGUUCACUGAGUCUCUCAUCAUCACUCUGUCACCGAGGACUUCAGACUCAGACACUCCCAAGCGCCAAGAGGGAGACAUUAGCCUGGAUAAAAUACCUAAAGACCAUCCCUACAUCCGCUAUGAUACCCUAUGUGAGGAGGGAAAAUCUGCACUGGAGCAACUUCUCAAGUUCAUGGUCCACCCGGCUAUCUCCAGCAUCAACCUGACCACGGCCCUUGGUUCCCUAGCCACGCUGGCACGACAGAGGCCCAUGUUUAUGUCUGAGGUGGUGCAGGCUUACGAGACUCUGCAUGCCAACCUACCCCCAACCCUGGCCAAAUCUCAAGUGAGCAGUGUACGCAAGAAUCUCAAGCUGCACUUACUGGCGGUGCUAAAGCACCCGUGCAGCCUGGAGUUUCAGGGUCAAAUAAGCACUCUCCUCCUGGACCUGGGGAUGUCCCAGAAUGAAAUAGCCCGCAACACGCCAGCCCCUCGCGAACAGCGCAAAAGGCCCCGCAUUGAGCCCUACUCAGAUGGCAAAAAGCUCAAGAUGGAGCCCGUUCUUCUAGAAGAUGAUGACGAUAAAGAAGAGCCAGUCGCCCCUUCUGUUUCCAAGCCCUCCUCUGUGCCAGCGGCGCAGUCAGCCAUCGACCUCACAGCCGAGUUCCUGCGCCCCCUGCUCUCUCCGGAGAACGUGGCCAAUUUGGUGCUGAUCAGCAUGGUGUACUUGCCUGAUGUCAUGCCAGCGUCCUUCCAGGCCACAUACACGCCGGUGGAGUCGGCAGGAACCGACGCCCAGAUCAAACACUUGGCCAGACUCAUGGCCACUCAGAUGACCGCGGCGGAGAUUGGACCAGGACUGGAGCAGUGCAAAGCACGAGACGAGGAAGCUGGGAAGGACGAGGCCUUGGACGACAGCUUAGGGGAGACCUCCAAAGACCUGCUCAUCAAGCGUAAAGUGCCAGUUGUGGGUCAGGCCAUCUCUGUGGUAGGAGGAGGCUACACAGAGAAGAGCCAAUUGGAAACCCCCCAAGUCAAGAGGCUUCCCGAGCCCAUUCUCCCCUCCACACAGAUCAAAAUGCCCGGUGCAAGUGGGAAGAGGAAAGUGUUCAGGCUGGCUGAUGUGGUCCAGCCCUUCACAGACGCCCAGCUGGAGAAGAUGACCAACACGGCUGUCAAGCGCAUCCUGCACUCUGAAAAGGCUAUAGCACAGAGCGGGAUGUCCCACGUGCGUGUCAAGCUGCUCUCCAGGCUCGUGUGCCAGUUCGAGGGGAUAAUGAUGGACGACGUGCUGGAGUUCAUCCUGGAGGACAUCCGGACGAGGAUCGACCUGGCCUUCUCCCUCCUCUACCAGGAGUACAACACGUACCUCAGUCAGCAACCGGCGGGUCUGUUGGACGCCUACGACCACUGCCUGUUCACGCUGCUGGCCGGCCUGCAGGAGAAGCCCGAGCAGAGGGACGGGCUUUUCACUAAGCUUGUGCUGGAGGCUCCCUUGAUUACAGAGUCUGCUUUGGAUGUCAUACGACGGUACUGUGAAGAUGAGUCGCGUGUGUACCUUGGCAUGACCACUCUGAAGGAGCUGAUUAUAAAACGCCCCUCAAGACAGUUCCAGUACCUCCAUGUUCUUCUGGACCUAAGCUCACAUGAGAAGGAGAAGGUGCGCUCCAAUGCCCUGUCUUUCAUAAAACGGAUGUAUGAGAAGGACCAGCUGAGGGACUACAUCGAGAAGUUUGCCCUGAACUACAUGCAGCUGCUCGUUCACCCCAACCCUCCGUCCUUACUCUUCAGUGCCGAUAAGGACACAGAGGUGGCUUCCCCCUGGACGGAGGAGACAGUGAGGCAGUGCCUGUACCUCUACCUCUCCCUCCUGCCUCUCAACCACCGCCUGGUUCACGAGCUGGCGUCUGUUUACACAGAGGCCAUCGCUGACAUUAAGCGCAGUGUGCUUCGGGUGAUAGAGCAGCCAAUCCGUGGAAUGGGGAUGAACUCUCCUGAUCUGCUGCUUCUGGUUGAAAACUGUCCUAAAGGAGCAGAGACUCUAGUCACCCGAUGCCUUCACAUUCUCACUGAUAAAGUGCCGCCGUCACCAGAGCUGGUGGAGAGAGUGAGGGACCUUUAUCACAAACGAGUGCCAGACGUUCGUUUCCUGAUUCCUGUCAUAAACGGUCUGGAAAAGAAAGAGGUGAUCCAGGCUCUUCCCAAGCUUAUCAAGUUGAACCCUGUGGUGGUGAAGGAAGUCUUCAACCGUCUCCUCGGCACUCAGCACAGCGAGGGCAGCUCCUCCAUGUCUCCCCUCACCCCGGGCGAGCUCCUCGUGGCCUUACACAACGUUGACUCAACCAAGUGUGACAUGAAGUCCAUCAUAAAAGCCACCAACCUGUGUUUUGGAGAGAGGAAUGUGUACACGUCAGAGGUCCUGGCUGUGGUGAUGCAGCAGCUGAUGGAGCACAGCCCCCUACCCAUCCUCCUGAUGAGAACCGUCAUCCAGUCCCUCACCAUGUAUCCACGCCUGGGCGGCUUCGUCAUGAACAUCCUGUCCCGGCUCAUUGUCAAGCAGGUGUGGAAGUAUCCAAAGGUGUGGGAGGGCUUUGUGAAGUGCUGCCAGAGGACCAAGCCUCAGUCAUACAGCGUCCUCCUGCAGCUCCCCCCAGCCCAGCUGACCAGCGUGUUUGAGCGCUGCCCAGAGAUGAGGGAGCCCCUCCUACAGCACGUGCACUCCUUCACCCCCCACCAGCAAGCGCACAUUACGGCCUCCGUCAUGACCGUCCUGGAGGCCAACAGCAAGCAGCCGGAGCCAGAGGCCAUGCGCCCUGUGAUGGCAGAGAGGAAGGUUGAGACCCCCCCAGCAGCCAUUGCGCCCCCGGCCACCAGUGCACCAGCUGCAAUCAUGGCGCCCGUUGUAACUGCUCCGGUACAAGCAGAACCUCUUCCGGUACCUCUGAAAGAACCAGAGCUACCAGUCCAGCAGGCUGUGCCGACUAGAAAAGAGGAAGAGGAACCCAUGGACGAAGGAGAAACAGCCCCCGCUGGUCAAGAGGAUACUGCAGAUACAGUUUUGCAGGUGGAUUUGCCAGUAGUGGAAGAGAACUCAACUCAGGAUUCUGAAGAGAAAAUGGAGGAACCAGUGGAGGAACCAAUGGAGGAGACAUCUACUGAACCAGCAGAUGUCACUGACCAAUUAAAAGACAGUAUUGCAGAACCUGAGACUGACAGAACCACAGAACCUGAGACUGGCGCAGGAGAUGCAGAAUGAGGCUCUGUUAUAAAGGGGGGCAUAAAGGAGAAGGUUAAAAACAGAGGAUUGAAAGCAGCAACCUUUUGACUGCACCUCUGUUUGUGUUAACUCUAACCUGUAUGAUCCUCUUGAAAUUAGGCAGUCUGUUCAUUCCAAAAACAUUUUGUCCUUUGUUGUAUAUUUAUGCACUUCAGCAAUGUAGUAAGGAAAACAUUUACUAAGUCCUCAUUUAUUUUUGUUUUGAAGGUAAUUAAUAGAAAAUGUAUUUGUCACAAGAAUAAAAUCUGAUUUCUGUUUA